Messenger RNA from Hevea brasiliensis (rubber tree), 2523 nucleotides. Its product is annotated as FCS-Like Zinc finger 8. The record is from RefSeq and is a predicted model, not a curated record. The transcript is spliced from 3 exons. Lineage: Eukaryota; Viridiplantae; Streptophyta; Magnoliopsida; Malpighiales; Euphorbiaceae. The coding region runs from base 1267 to 2223 and encodes 318 amino acids.
UUCUGGUACAUGUGGGUGUGGUACGACCACAGAAGCCAAGCCAAAUGAGAAGAAGCCGUGGCACUUUGAUAUAUCAUAAGCUGUCCGGCAAGCUCUCGUCAGCCUUCUAGUUUGCGUUUUAUAUUCUCAUUUCGAGUGAUGAUGGUGAGGAAACCAAACCAUCAUCUUAAAAUUUCAAUCUUCAAAUUCAUUUGUUCUGAGAAAAAGAAGAGCGCACUUCUUGGCAUAAAACCAACGUGAAAAAACUGCCAUUUCUAGGCAAAUGGAGUUGUUUUAUCAAAUUCAAACCCACUAACCUCUUCUCAAUCCCACGAGCUUUCUUUCUCUCUCUUUCUUCGCUUUCAGUGUCCUCUCUGCAGCUUCAUGGCUAGUUUUCAGGCCUGAUGGUGGAAUGACUGGUAUAGUGGGGUCUAACCUUUAAUGAGCCAAAAGUAUAGAAAAAGAUAGCCCACUAAGGAAAAAAGAGGAAACAAGAGAAACAGUGUUACCGAUCAUUCGCCAUUCACACCCUUCAUUACUUCUUUUGUUUUCAUGUUGGGGUUUUAACGUAUGUUUUUGGGGUUCUGCAAGUGGGUCUUGUCUGCCUCCAGAGCUUCGAAUUUGAUGAACUUUAUUUUUUUGUUUGUUUUUCCGAUGAUGAUAAUCCACUAGUAUUUAUUUGUUUUAGUUGAAAUACCGCUCUUACUGUAUUAUAUACAGGACAUCCUAAAAAGGAAAAGCAAAAAGAGAUUUAAGGAGAACAGAACCCGAAGAAAGAAAAGGGCAAAACAAAAAAUACAAAACCUUGGUCUGUUACUGUGCCUGGUGCAUGCACGUCUGGUCUCUUGAUCAUGACUCGUGAGGGUCUCUUUGCAUGUCGGUUCUGUGAUCUCAGUGAUUCUUGUUGAGGAUUUGAGAGGGAGAUUGCGAGAAAGACGGGGGAAAAGUGUGUCCUUUGGUUUUUCUUUUUCUUCUUCCCUUUGGUUUCUCGCCUGUGCUUAGAAAUGGAGCUUAGAACGCUAUAGCACGAAGAGAGAGGGAGGUACUUCGUGGAUCCUAUUGUUGUCUUUCUCAUUUCUGGGUUUAAUAAAGAUGCUGGUUUUAACUGUACUAGCACCACUCUUUUGCCUCUCUUUUUCCUGAUAUAAACCUUCAAACAAGUCACGAGCUCACGAAUUUCUGCCAUAUUUUGGAGUGUGAAGUUUUUCUUGAUUUCAAACCAUGGAGUAAAUGGCUAUUUCUGGUGAAGAUACAUACUUUUCCAGUGGGAAUAUAGUAUUCUGAGUGAUGCUAAGAAAGAGAUCCAGAGUAACAAGUAGUAAGCAAGCUCUAAUGGCGGACUAUAGCGCAAUUCUAUCUCCAACGAAAAAAUAUAAAAAACCCAGUUCUUUUCCAAGGUUGUUCACUGGCUUCUCCUUCAAGAAUUUCUCUGAAACAGCCGAGGCUGUCAUGAGCCCAACUUCAAUUCUCGAUAGCAAACCCUUCUCUGGGCUCAAAAACCCUUUCUUGCCUGACCUCCCCACCCCUAAAACCCCAGACUCGGAGACCCGGCGUACCUGGGACAAGCUGGACUCCAAAGGCAUUGGCCUUGGUAUUAUUGAUGCUCUUAAUGAUGAUAAAACUGACCCCAAUUUGUCAAAACCUGAAAGCAGAAUGGUUCUAUUCGGGUCACAGUUAAAGAUCCAAGUUCCCCCUUUGCCUCCCUCAUUUCAUUCACCAACUGAAUCUCCCAAAUCACCUGCUGAUUUUGGCACCAAAACAAGGAAUUCUCAAUUGGGUUCUUUCUCUUCUGGGUUCUCUCAUUCUCCAGCUAAGAAAUCAGCAUGCGGUUCAGCCAAUUCGGGUAUGGAUACACCAAACUCACCACGUGUUUUCGCCGGUUGUCUCUCUGCAACUGAGAUGGAGCUCUCUGAGGACUACACUUGUGUGAUCUCAUAUGGACCUAACCCAAGAACUACUCAUAUAUUUGACGAUUGCAUUGUUGAGAGCUGCUGUGGUAUUGUUGAGUUUUCUGAUUCGAGGGCAGAGACUGCUAGGUUUUUGGGCAAUGGAUCAAGUUAUUCAUCAGGGAAUUUCUUAAGCUUCUGUUACGCUUGCAAGAAGAAUCUUGGGCAGGGAAAAGACAUUUACAUGUACAGAGGUGAAAAAGCAUUUUGCAGCCGGGAAUGCAGGCAGCAGGAGAUGCUAUUAGAGGAGGGAAUAGAUAAGCUGGACCCUGAAGAUAUCUAUGGAACUUGUUUAUGAAAUCUCUAGCUGUUAAUACUUGCCUUAAAUGGCCACCCAAAAACUAAACCAACUAUUUCCAUAAGGGUAACUUUGUUCUAGUAAUGUUAUGAUCAUCCAAUUUUUACAUCAAAAUGAAGACAGAUAAGAUUAUGAAUAUUAUUAUUAAGCAUAAUCAAAGAUGGUUCUUGAAUCUGUUUUUCUCUUUUAAUUUCCCUUUUGCUUAAUUUGAGGGAUUGAAAGGCUGAAAGCCUGAAACUAUUUGUAGAGUUGGAUUUUUGUUUAAUUUUUAAUUGAUAAUAUUAUUGGGUGAUUGCUGUA